CUAAAUGACCACGUUGUCGUGCAAAUCAGUGUCAUCAACGUUAUUAAUAAACAAGUGAAGUCGUUAUUUCGAUGGCGUAAUGUUACAAUGUAUCGAAUGUUACAUUCAUGCUACUAGUUUAAUGUUACCUACACACUGCUUAAGUUAAUAUAAAAAGAAUGUACUUACCGACGAGAUGAAGUGAUGACGCAGUUUGUAACGAGGUUAGCCUACUAAAUAAGAACUGGUGGCUUGCUAGGUAAUGUUAGCUUGUGAUAGUUGGAAGCUGGUUGGAAGUGUCAAGUGUUGAACGUCAUUACGCACAAUGAAGCCUAAACUGUACCGGUCAGUGAUCGAGGAUGUGAUUAACGAUGUCCGGGAGCUCUUCCUUGAUGAGGGUGUCGAUGAGCAAGUCCUCUUGGAGCUGAGAACGCUGUGGGAGAGCAAGCUGAUGCAGUCUAAGGCGGUGGAGGGCUUCCACACGGAGGAGCAACAGCCCCAGGCUCAGGUGCAGCAGGUGCAGCAGGUUCAGCACGUACCCCAGCAGCCUCAGAACCAGUCCCAGCAGGUCAUCAUGCCCCCGACCCAGCCAGCUCCUCAGCAGCAGGUCAUCGUCCAGGAUCCGAAAAUACUGCAGCACAUGACCGCUACGGGAAUGAGUGCCGCUGCCACAGCCGCUACCCUGGCUCUGCCUACAGGAGUGACCCCCUACCAGCAGAUUAUCACCAGCCAAGGUCAGAUCCUGCAGGUGGUGAGGGCACCCAAUGGGACGCAGUACCUCAUCCAGCCUCAACAGCAGGUGGUGCUGCAACAGCAGGUCCUGCCUCAAAUGCAGCCAGGUGGGGUGCAAGCCCCCGUCAUACAGCAGGUCCUGGCUCCCCUGCAAGGUGGAAUCCCCCAGCAGACAGGCGUGAUAAUCCAGCCACAGCAGAUUGUCCUGGCCGGGAAUAAGGUCCAACAGAACGCCCAGGUCAUGCAGGCUGCUGCAAUGGCUGCACAGGCAGGACAGGGGGCUGUGCAGGUGCAGCAGGCUCAGGCGCAGGCUCAAGCUCAGGCCCAGGCCCAGGCUCAAGCUCAGGCCCAAGCCCAAGCUCAAGCCCAAGCUCAAGCCCAAGCCCAAGCCCAAGCCCAAGCCCAGGCUCAGGCUCAGGCUCAAGCUCAAGCACAGCAGCAGCAGCAGCAGCAGCAGCAAGCACCUCAGCAACAGCCUCCCAUGAUGCUCCAGGUCGACGGCGCCGGAGACACGUCAUCUGAGGAGGAAGAGGAAGAUGAAUAUGAUGAAGACGAGGAGGACGACAAAGACAAAGAUGGUGCCGAGGAUGGGCAAGUCGAAGAGGAGCCCCUCAACAGCGGGGAUGACGUGAGUGAUGAGGAGGGCCAGGAGCUUUUUGACACUGAGAAUGUGGUCGUGUGCCAGUACGACAAGAUCCACAGAAGCAAGAACAAGUGGAAGUUCCACCUGAAAGACGGAAUCAUGAACCUAAACGGAAGAGAUUACGUGUUCUCCAAAGCCAUCGGGGACGCCGAGUGGUAGGAGCACGACCCGGAGCUUUCCGUCGGACAAUAACGCAGGACACAUCAAAACUCGGACUGGGCGCGUUUUCGGGGGAGGGGCCGAGAGGGGCGCGUUUGACUCUGCGAAUGCUGGACGUGCGAACGAAGACACUUGUGCGCGAGCGAGCCCCUCCCCUCUCUCUGCCGCUCCCGGGCGGCGACGCUCUUUAUUUGCCACACAUUUUGCUGAUGACCGUAUCCCGGAAACGCAGGUUCUCCGCCGCCUCGGUACUGCUUCUAGAAAAAGUGGUCCAUAUACACAACUCAUUUAGAUCCACCUGCAAAUGGAAAGGAUGUCAACCAUCUAGAAAACCCACAGAAACGCAAACCCCCGGAGAUGGAUCAAUAGGUUCCUUUUGUGUCAGUCAACCUUGCAACUGCGCCACAAUAGCAGUUGACACCAGUGGUUGGGUUAAGAGCUCAUUGUGCAUUUUUUGCUUAUUUUAGCUUGGUCCUGGUUGUAGAGCUGCUAUAGCCGUUAUAUUCCUGCCAGAUACUGUUCAUCAAGGUCGAUUACUUGUCACGUGUCUGAAUGAACGCUGCACCCUUAAAUACUGCGAUUGCUCCCUCCCCCCAAACCACCUUUAAAAAAAUUGAAUUCGAAGGAUCCAAUCACAAUGCUUCCGAAAACAGGUAAUGCAUGAGGAGGGAGUUUUGUGGAGUAUCUGGAAGCUCCUUCUCAAAUCUCUUUUUACCGGGAUCCAAUCGCAGACUCAACUUUUCACUUUCCCCUUUUUUUUUUUUCUUUCUCUCCUUUCCCCCUUUCACUGAAAAGACCAUGCAACUCACUUUAAUCCGGACCAUACUAUGUAUGUGAGUGCCCUUUUGUUUUAAUCCACCAGGGUUGUCAGUACUUAAAUCCACUCACGGUGGUGUGUCGCCGUCUGUGCUGUGAUACCUGUCACAGCCGCAUGUGAUGUCAUGGAUUUUUUGUUUUUUGUUUUUGUGAAAUGUGUUGUUCAUCUGUCAACAGUCAUCUUUGUGUUGUUAGCUGAGUGAUGGGGUUUAUCACCUAAAUUACCCCACCCCACCCAACCCUUUCGCUGUAGUUACACAAGUAUCAGAAUUUCUCGUAGGUUUUUGUAUUUAUUCUGCAGAGGUUGGGGCGGGGCGAAGGCGGGCGAAACCACACCGAAUUGUGCUCUUAUUGUGACACAAGUGUUCCUUUUCAAAAGGGUUUCCUCUGCUGGCUGGGUCUCCAUCAUCCUCGUUCACUUCUUUUGAGUCUUGUACUUGAAUUUUAACCUUUUAUUUUUAUGAAUCGUCUUGCCUGGAAAUGUUUAUACGUGUUUAUUUCUCCCCCCGCUGUCUGUUCUAAAAGGGCAUUGUUCGCUGAAUUUUAGAGAAAUAAACGAUACAUAAUUUUUUACUCUGCACACUGUAUUGUUAAAGAGAGCCCUCUGAAGAGGACCUGAGAAUCUUCGCAAAAGCGUGUUUUUUUUUUUUUUU
Anguilla rostrata (American eel) is the source of this 2982-nucleotide messenger RNA. It is a transcript of the gene gtf2a1, whose product is annotated as general transcription factor IIA, 1. Gene Ontology annotation, biological process: transcription by RNA polymerase II; transcription initiation at RNA polymerase II promoter. The transcript has 10 exons. Bases 305 to 1513 code for a protein of 402 amino acids. Gene Ontology annotation, cellular component: transcription factor TFIIA complex. The record is from RefSeq and is a predicted model, not a curated record. Lineage: Eukaryota; Metazoa; Chordata; Actinopteri; Anguilliformes; Anguillidae.